Molecule: messenger RNA, 2178 nt
Organism: Chaetomium globosum CBS 148.51
Lineage: Eukaryota; Fungi; Ascomycota; Sordariomycetes; Sordariales; Chaetomiaceae
Exons: 2
Coding region: 1-2178 (725 amino acids)
Source: RefSeq, a predicted model, not a curated record
AUGGACGAGGAGCCCCACGACCAGCCAUCUCUGGCAAACGCCACGCCCCCCGCCAACAACGAUAACUCUACGCUCACGGAGCCUGGCAACGAGAACCCAGCGAACGCAUCUGUCGGUCCGUCAGAAGCCACCGAGGCCGAGGAAAUCCCCUCACUUGACACGCUCUCCAAGGAACCCUACCGCACCCACCGCAAAUGGUUUCCCAAGUACGGCCGGGUGCAGAAGUGUGACUGGUGCAACGCCCGGGCUCCGGGCACCCUCCAUGUCUGCGUCCAGUGCUCUAUCCGAAUGUGUGAGGACUGUGCCCGGAACCGGCUCUGGCACCGCAACCGGACUCACUUCAUCGAUGCCGAUACCUUGGACUGGGUCAUGAAGAAGAUUCCGAGAGCACCCAGGCCUAAGCUGCCUAAGCAGCCGAAGUCAACCAAGCUGAAGGUCCCGUCUAAGCGGAGUGCCGCCCCGGACAGCCCUGACCAGAGGCCUCGGACUCUCCCCGCCGCUCGUCGUGUCAAGUUCGAGGAUGAGGACGAAGAUGAGGAUGAAGAAGACGAUGGCGACUGGGCCGGUCAUGGCAAUAACUUUGACAGAGCCCGUACCAGUCAGCCGCACUUUAAUGCGUCUGUCCAUCCUCACUAUGGCUACGGCCACCCUCACCAUCAGCAGAUGCCCAACUACUACGAUUACAACCAGGAAGCUCUUCGUUACCAGCAGGCGGUCGCGCAUGGCGGCUACGCUCCGUAUGGUAGACCGGAACCGCCUUUGCCUGGUUACCAUGACCCUAGGGUCCCACCUCCAGCUGCCCCUUCUACGACCGACUUCGGCACUCGUCGGGGUGGUCGACAGGCAGCUGCCAAGGCCAGGCAGAGUAUCAGCGAGCAGUCUCGCCGUGAUGACGAUGACGCCAGUGAGACUGGGGUGGAUGACGAGUUGGGUCCUCGACAUCAUCAAGACGACAGCGAAGUUCACAAGGAAAAGAGCAACAAGAACCGUCGCCGCAGCGAUCAGGACACCGGCAGCGUCUCCCAGUCGAGCACUGAACGUGGCCGCGCUUCUACCAUCCAUGUCGGUGCUGCGCAGGGCAAUCGCAUGUCGGUUGGCCCGCCGGAGAUCUCAGCCCGGGAGCGUGAGCACGACCGCCUUAUCGUCGACGUCUACAACUGGGCGUACGGGAACAAACCCAGCCUAAACCCUCACCGCGUCCGCACGCACAUCCCCGACCGGUGGUUCGGUCCCCGGGAGGCCUUGGUUCCGCCGUACUAUCCUCGUGAACCGGGCCCGUAUGGCCAUGGCCCGAACCCUCCUCUCCACCCGGCCUAUCCUCACGGGCAGUACCAUGUCAAGAAUCAACACCAGCACUUAUACGCACCGCCGGGGUACUCAUAUCCUGCCCACCAACAGCCCUACCAGGAGUACCACCAAUACCCCAUCCACCCGCAAUACCCACCCCCCCACGGCCACGCCACCAACACCACCAACACCACCACCACCACCACCCACCCCUCAACCGCACCCGCAUCCGCACCCGCACCCGCAACCGCAACAACCCGCCCAGCGGCACCCGUCCACCACCAGCACCAGCUCCCUCCCCAGCAGCCGCACGCCUCGGCCGCCGACCGCAUGCUGCUCGAGGAGAUGUGCCGCGCGUGGACGCACAACGCGGUGCUCCAGCGCCUGGUGGCGUCCAACCACCGCGUGUACGCGAUCCAGCUGCUGUGGGACGUGUGCGAGCUGCGGCGGCGCGUGGCGUUUGGUGUUGGCGAUGACCAUCAGGGCAAUACUGGUGGCGGUGAGGGCGGUGGUGUGGGUGGUGUGGUCGGUGAUGCGGCGGCGUAUGCCUCGUCGCAGACGGUGCGGUGGUUUGUCGCCGAGCGCGAUAGUCAGUUUAGGCUGGAGUAUGAGCAGAACCAGCGCGUGGCGAGGGGGCGGGAGAGGGAGAGGGAGUGGGAGGCGGAGGAGGCAAGGGCAAGGGAGCAGGAGCGGGAGCUGGAGCAGGAGCAGGAGCGUGGGCAGGAGCGUGCGUUGCCGACGCGCAGCAGUGGUGGUGGCCCGUCGUCGGUGUCGGGGCAGCAGCGCGUUCACCGCCACCGCCGCAGGGGCAGCGUUGUGUCGUCGGGUGCUGCUGCUGGGUCGGAGCAGGACGCCAUGGAGGAUGGUGAGGAGACGGAGAGUGAGGAGUGA